GUAUAAAGUAACCCAUGAAGGAAGAUUCACUUUGUUCAUUUUCUCUUUCGAUAUCUUGAGAAUUGAAUAGAAGCCUAGCGAGGUUGGUCAGGCUGAUAUUGCUGUUACAAUGGCUGAUGAGUAUUCUCAAGAGGUCUGUAACUUAGAAAAUGGUGAAGUUAACAAGGACUCCACCAAGGAGAUUUUGACUGUGAAGACACCUCAAACGAUGUCGUCCUCCAUGUUGCGAAAGAAAUCGGAUCCCAUGCUUGUGUCAAAUGUUAAGUUCAAUAUGGUUAGACAAUUCCUCGCCAAUUUGCAAGAGGUUUUUCUUGGCACUAAGCUUGCUGUGCUCUUUCCUGCCAUUCCUCUAGCUGUAGUUGCAGACUUUUAUAAGUUUGGAAGGCCUUGGAUAUUUGCUUUGAGUUUACUUGGACUUACUCCUCUUGCAGAGCGUGUCAGCUUCCUCACUGAACAAAUUGCAUACUUCACUGGUCCAACGGUUGGGGGGCUUCUUAAUGCAACCUGUGGUAAUGCAACAGAGCUGAUAAUAGCGAUGUUUGCUCUUUACCGGAACAAAAUAAAUGUUGUUAAGUAUUCCCUCUUGGGUUCCAUCCUCUCAAAUCUCCUUCUUGUUCUCGGAACUUCUCUUCUCUGUGGAGGCUUGGCUAACCUCAAAAAGGAGCAAAGAUAUGAUAGAAAGCAGGCUGAUGUGAAUUCGCUUCUUCUGUUGCUGGGGUUGCUGUGCCACAUGUUGCCAUUGAUGUUUAGGUAUUCUGCACCACCAAGCACUUUCUCAGCCGACUCAACCCUUCAGUUGUCAAGAGCAAGCAGCAUUAUGAUGCUUGUGGCAUAUAUUUCAUAUAUUGUCUUCCAGCUCAAAACUCACAGGCAGCUGUUCGAAUCUCAAGAGGAAGAUGAAGAAGAAGAAAAAGCUGUGAUUGGGUUUUGGAGUGCGUUUAGUUGGCUGGUUGGUAUGACAGCUAUAAUUGCUGUGUUAUCAGAGUAUGUUGUGGGUACAAUUGAGGCUGCUUCGGAUUCUUGGGGCAUUUCUAUUAGUUUUAUCAGCAUAAUACUGCUUCCAAUUGUGGGCAAUGCUGCUGAACAUGCUGGAUCAAUCAUAUUUGCUUUCAAAAACAAGCUGGACAUCUCUUUGGGAGUUGCUCUAGGAUCUGCUUCUCAAAUUUCCAUGUUUGUGGUUCCCUUAUGUGUGAUCAUUGCCUGGACAAUGGGAGUGUACAUGGAUCUUGAUUUCAGUCUCCUUGAAACUGGUUCUCUUGCCUUCUCAAUUAUUAUUACAGCCUUCACUUUGCAGGAUGGCACUAGUCAUUACAUGAAAGGAGUGAUUCUCUGCCUCUGCUACAUUGCCAUUGCUACCUGCUUUUUUGUUCACAAAAUUCCACAAAGCGAAAGCACUGACGACUUUGGAGCUAAACUGUCAGUCGGAUUCAUGGCAGCUUAGAGGAUGUUGCAUUGUUUAAGAAGCACACUGAGAGACUUUGCAGGUUUUCAAUUUGUUAAACAACUUUAUUUGGAGAAGAAAGAGUAAAAUGUUUGUAUAUAAAGCCUUCUCUAAUGCCUUAAAUUUGUAAUAAUGUUGUUGCUUCAAAUUUCCCCAUAAAUUGUGGCAAUAAAAGUCCUGAAUUUUCACA
Molecule: messenger RNA, 1631 nt
Organism: Mangifera indica (mango)
Lineage: Eukaryota; Viridiplantae; Streptophyta; Magnoliopsida; Sapindales; Anacardiaceae
Product: vacuolar cation/proton exchanger 3-like
Exons: 11
Coding region: 110-1441 (443 amino acids)
Biological process (GO): calcium ion transmembrane transport; intracellular calcium ion homeostasis
Cellular component (GO): plant-type vacuole membrane
Molecular function (GO): calcium:proton antiporter activity
Source: RefSeq, a predicted model, not a curated record